AGCAGAAAUUCCUACUUGUUUCCUAUAAGCCGACCGCUGCUCAGACAGAAGACUGUUUUUUGUUUGUGCUGGAGAUAAAAACUUGAAAACUGUGCAGACGGCAGCAUGUGGGUGCAAGGUGAAGACAAUGCAGUGGCAGAGUCUGACGGAGAGAGUGAUUUAUCCUCCGAAGACGAGGGAGUCAUUCAGUGUGAGAUCCUGGAAAUUCAGAGGGAUGAAGCCAAUCAGAGACUGUCUGAACUGGAGGAAGCCUCCAAUCAGCUCUUGAAAGAGAUAAAUGUGCUGGAGAUGCAGUUCCAGAUUGAACGCUCCUGCAGGGAGAGUGCUGAGGCGCUGGCUGUCAAAGUGACCAAAGAGAACAAAGUCCUGAAGAGGACGAGCCAGAUGCUGAUGCCGCUCAUCCCCGAGCUGCCUGAAAACUUGGCUGCCGCGACCUUUGACCCGGAGGCCGACCCCGCGGUUAACGGUGACGACGUGGUCGAUUUCGGUGAGGAGACGCUGCUGCUGGAGGAUCAAGCCAAGAUCGCAGAGCUGCAGGCGUCAGUGGACGGUCUGCUGGCUGAGAAGCUGCAGCUGGAGCAACAAGUGGAGGAUCUGACUAAAGAGCAGGUCCUACUCCGAGAGCAGCUCACUCUGGAGGUCGAGGAGAAAGAGGCCAUACUGAGGAAAAUGGGCAAACAGAGCAAAACCAUGAAUAAAAUCAAACGCGUGUCCCAGCUCGUCACCGAGGAGUUCACAGAAAUGUCUCAGAAGCUGGAGCUGGAGCAGGGCCUCCGGCAGCACGCUGAAGUCUUCGCCCACCAGAUGUUGGUGCAGAAGAAAGAGAGCGUGAUGCUGACGCGGAGCUCAGAGACCGGCCUGCAGCUGCAGCAGGCGCUGGAGCAGAUCUCCAGCAUCAGCACGGCCCUGUGGGAUAUACAACGCCGUUACCAGGACCAGGUAAAAGAGAGAGGUGUCGUCUCUGAGCUGCAGAACCUGAGAGAGCAGCUGGAGAAGAGCGAGGAGGAGAGGAAGGCCUUAGAGACUCAGCUUUCUGAAACUAACGGGACCGUGACACAGCUCCAGGAGGAAGUGAGGCAGUUACAAGAUACACUGAGCAAGAAGGAUGUGACUGAUGAGCCAGAGGAGAAAACAACUCCAGCUCCACCGCCUCCUCCACCUCCACCACCUCCUCCUCCUCCUCCUCCUCCUCCUCCUCCAACUGCUGUCAUCAAUCCACUUGAUUUAUUGAGAAGCAGGAGAAAAGAAAGAGCCGGCAAAGCUGAUCAAAACAAAGAAGCAGCACCCUUGUUGGACAUGAAGACGAAAGCGGUGGAUGAAAUGAUGGCGAGAAUAAAGAAAGGCAUCCGCCUGAGGCCCAUCACGAGAAUACAGGAGGAUGACAGCUCAUGGAAGGACCAGAGGAGUGAAAACAGAAAAUCAGCCGUCCUGGAGUUGAAAGGAAUGCUGGACAACAUGAAAGUUCAGCACCACCGCAGGGUGCCAUCCAGACGGGGAAUGGGCCGAAACAUCGGGGCACCAGAGCUCUUGCAGGUGCUCCAGAGGAGGAGGAGAGCGAUGGGGGAGCACCAGGAUCAGACACAGGACCCUCAGGCAGGUGCUCAGUGUGUCCCAGCAGCAGGAGACAGGCCCUGGGCCGGCGAGAGCGGCAGUGCCCCGGUGCUCCGGAGGCUGAGACAGAACAGAGAGAAGAGAGACUCUCGCAUCAGAGCAUCAGCACUGAUCGUCAGCCAAGAAAAGUGAGAGCAGCUACAGGAAGUCUUAUUGUCAUGGUUGUUUGUUGAGUAAACUGCACCUGCAAUACUUUUUUUUUUUUAAUUUGUCAGUGAUUUUCCUGAAUAUCUCUUUUGCCAAUUAUAUCUUUUUUUGAAUAUGUAUUGAAUUAAUACAUGAAUGCAUUUCUUUUGUGAUCAUUUAUAAUAAAAUGUCAGUUGAUCUUAAAAGUAAA
This is a messenger RNA of Sebastes umbrosus (honeycomb rockfish), 1948 nucleotides long. RefSeq names its product shootin 2 (gene shtn2). Bases 106 to 1743 code for a protein of 545 amino acids. NCBI's taxonomy places the organism in Eukaryota, Metazoa, Chordata, Actinopteri, Perciformes, Sebastidae. The transcript has 17 exons. The record is from RefSeq and is a predicted model, not a curated record. Gene Ontology annotation, molecular function: actin binding.